AUGAUCACCCCGGGCUCUCGUAUCAUCGAGAAGUGCAUGUCAUCCGAAGGUGCUCUUUCCUCUGGUGGAUGGGUUCUGGUUGGAGAUCGACAGCUUUUAACGCUUCACUUGAUGGCACCAGAUUCCGGCUUCGCAAGAGUCCUCCAACAAGUGGAUGCUAGCAAGCAAGCUUUCUGCGAAUCGACAGCUCAGCGUUCUAACUAUGAGCUCGGGCUUAUAGGAUACGCCCCUUGCAAUGGACAAAGUAAUGGCAACAUCCCCAAAGGCCCCGAAAUUCCUGGCGGUCAAUUUUCCAAUAUAGUCCUCAAUGAUCCCAGCAAUGUCUUCACCGUUCCCCACGAUUACAGCGUACCGAAAGAACCUGCCUGUGGCGCCUCUUGCACCUGGCCCAGCAACUCAUGCGGGGGAGGUUGCCAUUGCGUCGCUGACCCGUUACAAAACCUUGUCAACACUGGCGCCAGGUUUAAAGGCACUUGCAAGGACUCAUACUUCGCUUUCCUGAGCCGCAGGCGGAUCUUGUCCUUCACGCCUGAUGAAACGCCAGAUACAGUCGUCGUGCUAGUGGAUGGACCUGAGCCAGAGCCAGAUGCUGCACUGGACCCACCGACGGCAUCGGGCGUGCAAUUCAACCGUUUAGGUAACGUCGUUUCCGGAGCUUUAGCGUGCGCGUGCAAUUGUACGUAUGUCUCUGUGGGGUGUUGCACGGCGCCCGAUAGUGGAUUUAUCCAAGAGUACCCGUGGUUGAAGUUAGGUGUGAUGGAUCCGCCAGAGGGGCAGUGUUGUGACGCUGGUUCGGGACAGUUCAGGGAGGGAGUGCAGGGCGGUGGUAAUGAUACUACUUGCUAUGCUACCGCGUAG
Molecule: messenger RNA, 858 nt
Organism: Bacidia gigantensis
Lineage: Eukaryota; Fungi; Ascomycota; Lecanoromycetes; Lecanorales; Ramalinaceae
Exons: 2
Coding region: 1-858 (285 amino acids)
Source: RefSeq, a predicted model, not a curated record